Molecule: messenger RNA, 708 nt
Organism: Gongylonema pulchrum
Lineage: Eukaryota; Metazoa; Nematoda; Chromadorea; Rhabditida; Gongylonematidae
Source: the annotation of a GenBank genome assembly
GAACUAAGCUCUGAUAAGGCUGCUGAUUCAAGCGAUUUUUGCUCAGCGAGCAAGAAAAAUUCCGUCGCUUUCGAAGAGAACGACGAACAACCAGGUCCUUCAGAGCGGCUUGAUCCUGAACAAAAAUCAGGUAUUAUAACGUCGUCGGAUUCCGGUUGGAGACCGAUUUUUGUUUCACUUGGUGAUUUGGAUCGACCUUCAACAAGCGCAUUACGUCGCACAUCGGAACGCGUGAACGGCACUGACAGUCUUUCAAUAUUAGGCCAGUUUUUUUUUGGUUUUUCAGGCAAUGCCUCACGCGGUAUGGAUUUGAAGGGUGAAAUAACGAAAUUUUUGGAAGAACUGAUCGACAAACAUCCAGAAACACUGGAUGCAAUCGAGAGUGUACGUAUGAAUCGAUUAGGCCGAGGUGUCGCUUCUUGCUCUUCUCGUCCACAACCUUCUGCCCAGCCAAGAAUGGUUGAGAGAAGUUCAGCAACUGUGGCAGCAUUGUCGAAUUUGGCAUUAAAAGAUGGAACUCAUAUAGCGGUGGAUCAUGAGGACACUUCACAAGGAGCUGUUCAUUCUUUCCAGGAUGAAGAUGGUAACUGGUGGACGUAUGCAUUUGAUGAGCAUGGUGUUGGUACAGCUCAUGCGCUCGGUAGUAGUCGUGCCCUGAUGGAAAUGCUUCAGAGUAACAGCGCUACACAGCCCAGUAUCGUAAGUUGA